CUUUACCUGCUUCCACAGCCAGGCAGGAAAAGCCAGCCUUUCUAAUGGGUAUUAACCCUCACAACUUCAAGAGCCGGUUCCUCGUCUAAAGCAGUCUUUUGUGAGAAAUUUAUCGCACCGAUUGCGAAAAAGCUCCACUGCGGGUGUGGUCGCUUGAAGGUAGGUAAUACAGGGUUUGUUCCUGGCACGAGAUCUGCAAGGCUGCUCUGUGAGCAGUGCUGUGCUUUGUGGGUAUGCUGUGUGCGGUAUGCUGACAUUUAGGUCAGUAGGUAGAAGUUUCAGAACCCCUUCUGAACAGCUUUAGAGGGCCAUAGGUGGUGACGGGAAUGGGCGCGGACUCGACUUUUAACUGCCACCGCUCACAAGCUAGCACCAGCGAGCCUUUUUGGUAACGGUCGACCAUCGAUGGCUGCCCGCCAUCUCCUCGGCGUCCUUCGGUCGCUGACGGCAAAUCCUGGGGAGCAUCUGUCUCAUGCUGCUGCGGCCCGAGCAUAUGCUUCUUCUGCUCUGCUGCGCACCAGCCCCGCCUCCGCCUUUCUAGGCAUCCAGUCUGCCUGGGAUCGAGCGUUCAGCACGGACAAUGCGUCGAGCAGUGCGCAAGGGUUGGGAGCAAGAGAACGGCGGAGAGCCAAAGAACGUUCUCGCACAGCUGUCCAGCCAGGAGGGGUCAAAGAGCGCGUCCCUUUUGAGCUGCAAGAGGGCGGCGGCAAAGGCGAUCAGGACCUGGACCUUCAGGAACCGACGGGGAUCUUUCACAUCUACGACCGCGAGGAGCCGAAUGAGAAGGACGAGGACGAUCCAGGGGUGCCGUGGGGAACGAUCUCGCUGACGGGGCCGCCGCCGGACUACCUGUCGCCCAGUCUGAGCACCAAAUCGAAGAAUGCAAUCUAUGCAGCGUACAAGGAGGACCCGAGCGAGAAGACGGUGGCCAAGCUGGCGGCCGACUAUAAGAUCCUGAAGCAGCGUGUGCAAGCCAUUCUUUUCUUGAAGGAACGGGAGGAGGUUUGGGAGAAGGAGGUCCUGGAGAAGCAGGACGAUGAAACCAAGGAGAUGUUCAAGGAGAUGGAUGAAGUGUUUGACUCGGAGGCGUCGGAACGAGGCGGAGGUGAGCGGUUGUGGCUGCCGAUGGCCACUCGGAUGAAACCAAAACUGGUGGUCGAGAACGACGAGUACGAAGCGGACGCCGUCGUAUCGACCAGCGGCAUGUCGUGGGAUAAGGCCUCGGAGCGCUACGAGGGGAUCGAGUACCUGGAGUUUCUGGAGCGCCUGCAAUUCAACCGGAGACUGGGCGAAGUCAAAGCAAAAGCAGAGGACCGGAAGCGACCGGAUGAGGGGUGGACGUUUCUGAUUGAGGAGCUAGGCAAAGAAGGGAAGAGAGGAAAGGGCGGGGGAAAGCGCUUCGUCGCAAAAGCGGAUGGGACCCGCAGGCCGCUGAACGACCUAGAGAAGCUGAUGAUGAAGAGGGAGACGCCCAAACGACGGAAGUUUGACUUCUUGUGAGGGUUGUGAGGCUGACCUGGACGAACGGGACUGGGUUUGAUCGUUACAAUUAGUCUCCGAUUAGUCUGCCAGUGCCACGUUCAUCACUUUCAUUGCAGUUCCGUACCUCGAAGGUGCAAUUGUUGCGGAACUCAUUCCGCAAGUUCUCACCCGCUGUGGGCUGGAUUGAAGGUCGAUUGGCCUGGACGCCACACAACGCGCAUUGAGCAGUACAAUGCGAAUGUAUUGCUGUGGCCAAUAUUAGGAAAACAGUGAAGCUGCGUUGUUCAGAGUACUAAUUGCUGGCUUAACUUAACACUGUGACAUGCAGAGUCUGACGCCGUCAUUCGGG
Molecule: messenger RNA, 1831 nt
Organism: Klebsormidium nitens
Lineage: Eukaryota; Viridiplantae; Streptophyta; Klebsormidiophyceae; Klebsormidiales; Klebsormidiaceae
Source: the annotation of a GenBank genome assembly